This is a messenger RNA of Salvelinus sp. IW2-2015, 700 nucleotides long. The record is from RefSeq and is a predicted model, not a curated record. NCBI's taxonomy places the organism in Eukaryota, Metazoa, Chordata, Actinopteri, Salmoniformes, Salmonidae.
UGAUUUUAACUACCAUGUUGUGUUCUCAGGGAGUGAUAGUGAUUUUACCUACCAUGUUGUGUUCCAGGGAGUGAUAGUGAUUUUAACUACCAUGUUGUGUUCCAGGGAUUGCGUGGCACUCUGCAUUCUCAACAGUGCCACCAGCAUCUUUGCUGGAUUCGCCGUCUUCUCCGUACUGGGAUCAUCGGCUCCACUCACUCGACCUGGACAUGAAUGAAGUCGUUAAAGGAGGACCUGGUCUGGCUUUCAUCGCCUAUCCCAAAGCCGUGUCCCUGCUCCCAGGGGCCCAGUUCUGGGCCGUCCUCUUCUUUCUUAUGGUUAUCUUACUGGGCCUGGACAGCCAGGUUGUGUGUGUAGAGAGCUUGGCCACAUCCAUCACUGACAUGUUCCCUGGUGUACUGCGGAGGCCUGGCCGGAGAGAGAUCUUAGUACUAGUCAUCGCUGUAGUCUGCUUCCUACUGGGUCUGCCUCUCAUCACGGAGAAUGGGAUAGUCCUCUUUCAGUUGAUUGACUCGUACGGCCCCAGUGGGACCAGUCUGCUGUUCAUUGCAUGUUUUGAGUGCCAUCGCCGUCGCCUGGGUCUACGGUGCGAACCGUUUCUCUUGACAACAUUGAAGACAUGAUAGGCUACCAUCUCUUCCCUUCUGUGCUGAAGUACUGCUGGCUGUUUGUGACACCACUCAUCUGUGGGGUGAGUAAG